AUGGCGGAGCACCUUGCGUCCAUAUUCGGAACGGAGAAGGAUCGGGUGAACUGCCCUUUCUACUUCAAGAUCGGCGCGUGCAGACACGGGGACCGCUGCUCACGCCUCCACACGAAGCCCAGUAUUAGCCCUACCCUCUUGCUCUCCAACAUGUACCAGCGCCCGGACAUGAUUACACCCGGCGUCGACCCUCAGGGCCAACCCAUCGAUCCCAAAAAGAUGCAGGAGCACUUCGAGGAUUUUUACGAAGAUCUGUUUGAGGAACUGAGCAAGUAUGGUGAGAUUGAAAGCCUGAAUAUUUGCGACAAUCUGGCAGAUCAUAUGGUUGGCAAUGUCUAUGUGCAGUUCAGAGAGGAAGAGCAUGCCGCAAAUGCUCUGAAGAAUCUGACUGGAAGAUUUUACGCAGGACGACCAAUCAUCGUCGACUUCUCUCCGGUGACGGAUUUCCGUGAGGCCACCUGUCGGCAAUACGAGGAGGAUGCCUGCAACCGUGGUGGGUACUGUAACUUCAUGCAUCUGAAAAGAAUUAGCAGAGAGUUGAGGCGCCAAUUGUUCGGGAGGCACAGGAGAAGGCACAGCCGGAGCAGAAGCAGAAGUCCCUAUAGGCACAAAAGCUAUGAAGAGCGGUCACACAGCAGCCGGGGUCAUGGCAGAAGGCACGAUGAUCGGGACUAUCAUGAGAGUCGGAGCAGGAGGCACAGGAGCACGAGCCCGAGCCGGAGAAGGGGAAGGAGUCGGAGCCCAGGAGGAAGAAGGAACCGUAGUCCGGUUAGGGAGGGAAGUGAAGAGAGACGAGCUAAAAUUGAGCAGUGGAACAGGGAGAAGGAGGAAGCCGAACGUGCCAGCAAAGUGGAGGUUGGCGGUGGUCGUGAUGAUGAGCAUGCUGAGCAGAAUGGAAAUGGGUAUUAG
Striga hermonthica is the source of this 909-nucleotide messenger RNA. The record is from the annotation of a GenBank genome assembly. Lineage: Eukaryota; Viridiplantae; Streptophyta; Magnoliopsida; Lamiales; Orobanchaceae.